AUGACUCACUUUGAAGUAACUUACAACAAACAAUCAAAGCACUUCAACGCUGCUGCGUCCAUCACCUGGAAUGACCUCUCUUCAAAGCUCCGCACAUUGUUCUCGAUUCCAUCCUCGAAAGCGAUAAUCAUUUCGUACAUUGAUAAGGACGGGGACGCGAUUGCAUUGUCGAACGAUUCGGAUCUACGUGAACUUGCUUCACAACAGAAUGAAGGAUCAACGGUUAAAUUGACAUUAUCGGCGGAUAGUGAGAAAGACGAUAGUAGUGGAGAUGAGAGCUGGAUAGUUGAAGGAAAUAAAUUUGGAGAAAAUCCUUUUUCCGAAACCGACAACUCUUCCGUUGAACGUACCGAAUUACCACCACUCACGAGCCCACCAAGUUAUCGCUCAGUAACUCUAACAGACGAAAAGGACGAAGACGAAUUCGACUCAACCACUCACUCUGUCAACAAAGGUAAAGAAAAGGAUGACUCAUCGACGCGUACCUUGUCGGAUGAUCCAAAUCCAGAAAAUACGUCACGGCCACCAUUUCUGGACCUUGCAGAACAGUUCCAAAACAUACUUGACCAAUUUAAGGACGUUCUUGACCGAAAUCCACAAUUAAUCGACAGCGUAAACGUUGUAAUGGAUCGUAUUUUGGCUGGAUCGUCUGUAGAUAUACAGGAUUAUGCUGAUUGGUUGGAGUCGUUCAGGAACUUUGGAUUUGGAAAAUUCGGGAAAGAAAAAGAGAAUGCUUUUAGCAAUUGUUGCAAUGAUCAACGCAGUUACCAAAAUAGGUGUGGGAAGAAUGCGAAUUGUAAACGGACAGCGGCUAACCCAGAAAAUAAAAACGACAACUCGGAAUCUCACGAUGGGAUCUACAUAGCGUUCCACGGCCUUCCACAUCCAAUGUUUGUCCCCAGACCUGUGUUCGGUCAUCCAUUCCUAUAUGCUGCUCCGUGGCAUAGGACACCAUUCAAUGCAUUCUACACCAACCCGUUCUUUACACCAUUCUCAUUUUUUGAUGACGACACCGCAUUUCGAUAUUAUAUGCCCCAUUACACAUACGCUCCAUUUUAUACGCAGAGGUGCAUUCCAACCAUAUACGUUACGAGGCCUGAUACAUCCCCGACGGACGAGAAACGAGCAGAGAGUUCAACAAAAGGCGCCGAGUCUGCAAAGACAUGUAAUUGGAAGAAUGGAAGAAAUAGAUGUAAUGGGGUAAGAUUUGGAGCACCAUAUGCGUCAGAAAGAGGUUGUAAGUAUGCGUGCCGUCAGCGAUCUGCGUGCGGCAGUGGCAAUGGUAAUAAUGCUGAUGCCAAUUUCAACGUGUCCGAGAAGAUCACGCUACUGAAUACAAUGGGAUUCGAAGACAAUGUUCAGAACGAGGAUUUACUAAAACGUUACAGUGGGAAUGUCGAUCGUGUGGUUGAAGUGUUGUUGCAGCGACAACAAGAAACGUUCAAACAAGAGCAGCAACAGAAGGAACAACCGCGUUCAAAUGGCGAAGAGAAAACUGAGAUCGAUGGUGAUGAUUUUAGCGAGGCUGAAUCCAAACCAUAUAGUCUGAAAAUUUAA
This is a messenger RNA of Paraglomus occultum, 1557 nucleotides long. The record is from the annotation of a GenBank genome assembly. Lineage: Eukaryota; Fungi; Glomeromycota; Glomeromycetes; Paraglomerales; Paraglomeraceae.